Coturnix japonica (Japanese quail) is the source of this 18066-nucleotide messenger RNA. The record is from RefSeq and is a predicted model, not a curated record. Lineage: Eukaryota; Metazoa; Chordata; Aves; Galliformes; Phasianidae.
UGAGGGCCGAGGCCGCAGAGGGCCAGGAGGCGGGGCCUGGUGCCGCCGCAGCCGGGGCUCCCAAGGCGGCCGCCUCACUCCGACGUCGCACCCCGCGGCAUAGCGGCGGCCCGGCCUUCUCCCUCGGGGCGGUGCUGCCCCAGCCCUACCCGAUACAAGAAAGGCGGAGCGGAGCCGCCGCGGCGCGCAGACAAAAGCUGCAGCGCUUUCUUUACUUCGCGCCGAGUGGAGCCCCUUCCUGGCGGAUGAUGGUUCUCAGCGCGGCGCAGGGCGCGGGGCAGCCCGCCGUGCUGCUGCUGCUGCUGCUGCUGCUGCUCCUCUCCCUGGGCUCGCGCGCUGCGCCGGGUCCCGACGCCGAGGCGGUCCCGGAGGGAGCCACGCUGGCCUUCGUGUUCGAUGUGACCGGCUCCAUGUACGACGACCUGGUGCAAGUCAUCGAGGGGGCGUCAAAGAUCCUGGAGACGUCGCUGAAGCGACCCAAGAGGCCGCUUUAUAACUUCGCCCUGGUGCCCUUCCACGACCCAGAAAUUGGUCCAGUGACAAUAACCACCGAUCCCAAGAAAUUUCAGUUUGAACUCAGGGAGCUUUAUGUUCAGGGUGGUGGAGACUGUCCAGAGAUGAGCAUUGGAGCAAUUAAGAUUGCUCUAGAAAUCUCUCUUCCUGGUUCUUUCAUCUAUGUAUUUACUGAUGCACGAUCCAAAGACUACAGACUCACCCAUGAAGUACUUCAACUCAUUCAACAGAAGCAGUCACAGGUAGUAUUUGUGCUAACUGGAGACUGUGAUGACAGGGAUCAUAUUGGUUACAAAGUCUAUGAAGAAAUUGCCUCCACAAGCUCUGGUCAAGUUUUUCACUUAAACAAAAAGCAAGUUAAUGAGGUGUUGAAAUGGGUUGAAGAAGCAGUUCAAGCUUCCAAAAUACAUCUCUUGUCUACAGACCAUUUGACCAUGGCUGAAAAUACUUGGCAGAUCCCUUUUGAUCCAAGUCUGAAAGAGGUUACAGUGUCCUUGAGUGGUCCUUCACCAGCGAUUGAAAUUCAUGAUCCAUUAGGUAAACAGAUCACCAAAGGAUUGGGACUGAAUGAAUUGCUGAAUAUCCACAACUCUGCAAAAGUAGUAAAUAUCAAAGAUCCAGAGCCUGGAACAUGGAUGAUAAAGACAUCAAGCAGUGGAAGGCACUCUGUUCGGAUCACGGGUCUCAGCACUAUUGAAUUUCGAGCUGGGUUUUCCAAGAAGCCAACAUUAGACUUCAAGAAAACAUCCAGCAGACCAGUGAAAGGGAUUCCUACCUUUGUGCUGCUAAAUACCACAGGGAUCCUUCUUCCUGCCAGAAUAGACCGUCUUGAGCUUCUGAGUAUUUCAGGGGAACCUAUUAAGACCUUGCCUGUGAAAUACUAUCCUGACCGAAAGCCAUAUGGACUAUGGAACAUUUCUGACUUUAUUCCGCCAGAUGAAGCUUUUUUUCUUAAAAUAAUGGGCUACGACAAGGAUGGUUAUCUUUUUCAGAGAGUUUCAAGCGUUUCAUUUUCUAGUAUUACUCCUGGUGCUCCAAAAGUUACAAUGCCCAACAAGACUCCAGGAUAUUACUUACAGCCAGGGUCUGUUCCGUGCCAUGUAGAAAGUCUUAUACCUUUUACUCAACACUUUAUUAAAAAUGGAGUAAAACUAGGAGUGGAUCAGUUAUUCAAAGAAUCAUCAAGUAUGAGUUGGGAUAUCAACCAAGUCUCCUUGUCUGAUGAAGGUUUCUAUGAAUGUAUUGCAACCAGCGCUGCAGGAACUGGACGUGCGCAGACUUUUCUGGAUGUAUCAGAGCCUCCACCUCUGAUUCAGGUUCCUAACAAUGUCACAGCUAUCCUUAGGGAAGGAGCCAUCCUGACCUGCUUGGUUGUAAGCACCGUGCGUUACAAUCUUACCUGGCAGAGAAAUGGUAGGGAUGUGAGGCACCAGGAGCCCCUACGGAUGAGAGUGAUGAGCAACCUAUCUUUAGAGGUGAAAGCAGUACAGUUCACAGAUGCUGGCAAGUACGACUGCAUAGCUUCUAACAAGGAUGGCUCUACCACAGCGUCUGUCUUCCUUUCAGUACAAGAACCACCUAAGAUUGUCAUUUCACCUAAGGAUCAAACUUUUAUAGAAGGCUCUGAAGUGUCAAUCAGGUGUUCUGCAACUGGUUAUCCAAAGCCAACAUUAGUAUGGACACACAAUGAAAUGUUUAUUAUUGGUUCAAACAGGUAUAGAUUGACCCCAGAAGGCACCUUGAUCAUAAGAAAGGCAGUUCCAAAAGAUGCAGGAGUUUAUGGUUGCUUGGCAAGUAACUCAGCUGGAACAGAGAAACAGAUAUCCAUUCUUACAUAUAUUGAGGGCCCAACAGUGACUGUAGUUCAAAAUGAAAUUCUGGUUGCUCUUGGAGACACAACUAUUAUGGAGUGUAAAACAACUGGAAUCCCACAUCCUCAAGUUAAAUGGUUUAAAGGUGAUUUAGAGUUGAGGGCAUCAGCAUUUCUCAUUAUUGAUACUCAUCGGGGUCUUUUGAAGAUCCAGGAAACACAAGAGCUAGAUGCUGGUGAUUAUACCUGUGUGGCUACCAAUGAUGCAGGGAGAGCUUCUGGACAGAUAACCCUAGAUGUUGGCUCUCCCCCAAUUUUUACGCAAGAACCCAGUGAUGAAUCUGUGGAUGUUGGCUCAAAUAUCACGCUGCCAUGCUAUGUUCAGGGUUACCCAGAACCAAAGGUUAAAUGGAGGCGGCUGGAUGGUGCUUCCCUUUUCUCAAGACCACUUGCUGUUAGUUACAUCAGUCAGCUCAGAACAGGAGCACUGUCAAUUAAUAAUUUGUGGGUUAGUGAUGAAGGAACUUAUGUCUGUGAAGCUGAAAACCAGUUUGGAAGGAUUCAGUCACAGCCAGCCACAAUCACAGUAACUGGACUGGUUUCACCUCUGAUUGGAAUGAGCCCAGCCACAGCCAAUGUCAUUGAGGGGCAGCAACUCACUUUGCCAUGCAUUCUGCUUGCUGGAAACCCCAUUCCAGACCGGAAGUGGAUUAAGAACAGUAUGGUGCUGGUUCCCAACCCUUACAUUAAUGUUCGAAGUGAUGGGAGCCUGCAUCUUGAAAGAGUUCGGCUGCAGGAUGGAGGUGAUUAUACCUGCAAGGCCAGUAACGUUGCUGGGACAAACAACAAAACCACUACUGUUAAUGUGUAUGUUCUGCCCAUUAUUCAGCAUGGACAGCAGAUUUUCAGCACCAUUGAAGGAAUCCCAGUAACACUGCCAUGUAAAGCAAGUGGAGUUCCUAAGCCAUCUAUUACUUGGUCUAAGAAAGGAGAAAUAAUUCUUCCCAGCAAUGGGAAAUUUUCUGCAGGUUCUGAUGGGAGUCUCUAUGUAGUUUCGCCAGAGGGUGAAGAGACUGGGGAAUAUGUGUGUACUGCAACAAAUGCUGCUGGUUACGCUACAAGGAAAGUCCAGCUGACCGUAUAUGUGAAACCUAGAGUAUCCAGGCCUGGAGACCAGCAAGGGCAUGGACCUAUAGAGAUCUCAGUAAUUACAGGAGAAGAUAUAACUCUCCCGUGUGAAGUAAAGAGCUUGCCACCUCCCAUAAUUACCUGGGCUAAAGAGACACAGCUCAUAUCUCCAUUCUCUCUAAGACAUACUUUCCUACCCUCAGGGUCAAUGAAGAUCAGUGAGACACAAGUUUCAGACAGUGGAAUGUAUUUCUGUGUAGCCACCAAUAUUGCUGGGAAUGUGACUCAGUCAGUGAAACUAAGUGUACAUGUUCCUCCUAAGAUACAACGUGGUCCUCAAAUUAUGAAAGUCCAGGCUGGCCACAGAGUUGACAUACCCUGCAGUGCCCAGGGGAGCCCUCCGCCAACAAUCACCUGGUUUAGAGGCAGCAAUGCUGUGCCAAUAGAGAGUGGGCAGCCCACUCACAGCCUGGGUGGAGCUCUGAGCAUCAGCAACAUCCAGCUUUCCAGUGCCGGGAUCUACAGGUGCAUCGCCAGUAAUGCAGCAGGCAGUGACACCUCUGAGAUAACAAUUCAAGUUCAAGAGCCACCUACUAUAGGUGAUCUUGAUCCUCCAUACAAUAAUCCCUUUCAAGAAAGAGUGCCAAAUCAACACAUUGCAUUCCCAUGUCCAGUAAAAGGUAUUCCAAAGCCUGUCAUCAAAUGGCUACAUAAUGGAAGAGAACUGACAGGCAGAGAACCAGGAAUUUCAAUUCUGGAGAAUGAAAUGCUGCUGAUCAUAGCUUCUGUUACACCUGCUGAUAAUGGAGACUAUAUCUGUGUAGCAACCAAUGAAGCUGGAAGAAGAGAAAUAAAAUAUAACCUGAGAGUUCAUGUUCCUCCUGAAAUUAGAGAUCAAGAAAAGGUGACAAAUACAUCUAUAGUUGUUAAUCAGCCUGUAAGUCUCUUCUGUGAAGUAUUUGGAAAUCCAUUCCCAGUCAUCUCCUGGUAUAAAGGAGAUAUCCAGGUUGUGGAAAGCAAUACUCUCCAGAUUUUGCACAAUGGAAAGAUACUGAAGCUCCUUAAAGCUACUGUUCAUGAUGCUGGGCAAUACUCAUGCAAAGCCAUAAAUAUAGCAGGAAGCUCUGAGAAGCUCUUUAACCUACAUAUACUAGUUCCUCCAAGUAUAAUAGGCGCUGAUACCCCCAGUGAAAUUGCAGUCAUCCUCAACCAGGAAGUGAGUCUGGAAUGCAGAGCCAAAGGUUUUCCUUUCCCUAGCAUUCAUUGGUUCAAAGACAGCAAGCCCCUGUUCUUGGGUGAUCCCAAUGUUGACCUUGUGGAGAAAGGUCAAGUUCUGCAUAUAAAGUCUGCUCGAAGGGUUGACAAAGGUCAUUACCAGUGCAGUGCCACUAAUGAUGCUGGCAAACAAAUUAAGGAGGUCAAGCUGAUCAUCCAUGUUCCUCCUAGUAUUAAAGGAGGCAAUGUUACUACAGAGGUCUCAGCACUUCUUAACAAUCUUAUAAGUUUGGACUGUGAAACAAAGGGAAUCCCUGUUCCUACCAUUACCUGGUACAAAGAAGGGCGCCCCAUUAUUUCCAGUCCCCAAGCUUUGUAUGUGGACAGAGGGCAGUUCCUGCAAAUACCUCAUGCCCAAGUGUCAGAUUCUGCAAAGUACACCUGCCACGUGACCAAUGCUGCUGGAGCUGCUGAAAAAAUAUAUGAGGUGGAUGUCUAUGUUCCCCCAGUAAUAGAGGGUGAUGCUGAAACAGCCCAGAGCAGGCAGGUGGUUGCUGGCAAUUCACUGACUUUAGAAUGUAAAGCUGCUGGCAACCCUUCUCCUCUCCUUACCUGGUUAAAGGAUGGUGUACCUGUGAAAGCAAGUGACAGCCUCCGCAUUGUGUCUGGUGGGAAGAAGUUGGAGAUCCUCAAUGCUGUUGAGGCUGACCGGGGCCAGUAUCUGUGUGUGGCUACAAGCAUAGCUGGAGAACAAGAAAUCAAGUACAGAGUUGAAAUCCUAGUCCCACCUUUUGUGGAAGGUGGGGAUGAGUUCUUGGACUACAUUGUGGUUCUCCAUAGCCCUUUGGAGUUGGAAUGUUCGGCAACAGGGACACCUUCACCAACAAUCACGUGGUUAAAAGGUGGCCAGCCAAUUGAAGAGGAAACUCGACAUAAGAUCUUGUUAAAUGGACAAAAACUUCUCAUCUCUCAAGCUCAAGUAUCAGACACUGGCCAUUAUAAAUGUGUGGCUGUGAAUAUUGCAGGAGAACAUGAAAGGGAAUUUGUUGUUACUGUGCAUGUUCCUCCAACUAUUAAAUCAGCUGGUGCUUCUGAGAGAGCUGUUGUGCUACACAAACCUGUGACACUGCAGUGCAUAGCGAAUGGCAUUCCUAGCCCUUCCAUAACUUGGCUGAAAGAUGGUCAACCAGUAAACACAGCCAGGGGAAAUACUAGACUGGAGUCUUCAGGCCAUUUUCUGCAAGUUGCUGAGGCCCAGCGUGAAGAUGCUGGCAGAUACACUUGUGUGGCAACAAAUGCUGCAGGAGAAGCUCAACAGCAUGUUCAGCUCCAUGUGCAUGAACCGCCCAGAAUGGAGGAUGCAGGGAAAAUGUUAAAUGAAACAGUGAUUGUGAAUAAUCCAGUCCAUCUUGAAUGUAGAGCAUUGGGAAACCCUCCACCAGCUAUCACGUGGUACAAAGACGGUCGUUCACUCACCAGUGCUGCAAGUGUCACUUUUCUGAGCAAGGGUCAGGUUCUGGAGAUUGAGGGUGCUCAGAUCUCUGACACUGGUGUUUAUAAGUGUGUGGUUGUCAACACUGCAGGCACAGCUGAGUUGACCUACAGUCUUCAGGUUCAUGUCCCACCAUCAAUCUCUGACAGCAGUGACACAGUGACAGCAGUGGUCAAUAAUCUAGUGCGACUGGAGUGCGAAGCAAGAGGCAUCCCUGCACCCAUCCUGACAUGGCUAAAAGAUGGCAGUCCUGUUUCCAGCUUUAGCAAUGGACUCCAGCUUCUUUCUGGAGGCCGAGUCCUGAUGUUGACUAGUGCUCAGAUAAGUGACACAGGAAAAUACGCCUGUGUUGCAGUGAAUGCUGCAGGAGAAAGCCAAAAGGAUAUAGAUCUCAGAGUUUAUGUUCCACCAGACAUCAUGGGAGAGGAACAAAAUGUCUCUGUGCUCAUCAGCCAGGCAGUGGAGCUGCUCUGCCAGAGUAAUGCUGUUCCCCUGCCCAUGCUGACAUGGCUUAAAGAUGGAAGACCCUUGCUGAAGAAACCGGGUCUUAGCAUCUCUGAAGAUGGAAGUGUGCUGAAGAUUGAAGGAGCUCAAGUACAGGACACCGGCCGUUACACUUGUGAAGCGACAAAUGUUGCUGGGAAAACUAAAAAGAAUUAUAACGUCAAUGUCUGGGUUUCACCAAGAAUUUAUGGUUCAGAUGACAUAUCUCAGCUGACAGUAAUUGAAGGGAGACUGAUAAGCUUGACAUGCGAGUCUACUGGCAUCCCACCACCUAGUCUUACCUGGAAAAAGAGUGGCUCACCACUUGAAGCCGACCAGUCAGGAAGGGUACGGGUAUUAUCUGGAGGCAGGCAGCUGCAGAUUUCAACUGCUGAAAUUUCUGAUACUGCAUCUUACGUUUGUAUUGCUUCAAAUGUGGCUGGAAGUGCAAAGAAAGAAUACAGCUUGCAAGUGUACAUUCGCCCAACAAUACUGGAUGGUAAUGGCCACUCAUCAAAACUUGUUGCUGCCCAGGGAAGUGAACUUUCCCUGGAGUGCAAGGCUCGGGGUAUUCCAGAACCAGCAGUAACAUGGAUGAAGGAUGGCCGUCCGUUGGUCAGUGGAGAGGACAUAGCGAUACUUCAUGAUGGGCACUUUCUUCAACUGAGAAAUAUCCAGGUGUCGGACUCAGGUCGCUAUGUCUGUGUUGCUGCCAAUGUGGCAGGGCUGUCUGACAGAAAAUAUGAUUUAAGUGUUCAUGUUCCCCCAGGUAUUGCUGGUGACCUUCAGUUGCCUGAGAACAUCAGCACUGUAGAGAAGAAUCCCAUCUCUCUGGUUUGUGAAGCUUCAGGAAUUCCCCUGCCAUCAGUAAUGUGGCUCAAGAGUGGAUGGCCUGUCACUUCAAACACCUCUGUGCGAAUCCUCUCAGGAGGUAGAAUGCUUCGUUUGACACAUACGACUGCAUCAGAUGAAGGGCACUAUACAUGUGUGGUGUCCAAUGCUGCAGGAAAAGCAAAGAAGGAUUUUUACCUUUCUGUUCUAGUGCCUCCAGGGAUUGUGGAUGAAGAUAAGCAGGAAGAUGUGAAAGUGAAAGAGAAGAACAAUGUUACUUUAACAUGUGAAGUGACAGGGAAUCCUGUACCACAGAUCACCUGGGUAAAGGAUGGGCAGCUUCUAAUGGAGGACAAAGAUCACAAGUUUCUGUCCAGUGGACGUUUCCUGGAAGUCACCAAUGCUCAAGUCUCAGACACAGGAAGAUACACAUGUGUUGCAUCCAAUACAGCUGGAGAUAAGAGUAAAAGUUACAGUCUUAAUGUACUUGUGUCUCCAACCAUUGUGGGUGCAGAUAGCCAUGCAAGUGCAGAAGAGGUCACGGUUAUCCUCAACAGACCAACAUCUCUUGUUUGUGAGGCUUAUUCAUAUCCUCCAGCUACAAUAACCUGGCUGAAAGAUGGUAAUCUUUUAGAAUCAAACAGAAAUAUCCACAUUUUGCCAGGUGGUCGAACCCUGCAGAUUCUAAGUGCUCAGAAGCACAGUGCUGCAAGAUAUACCUGUAUAGCCACAAAUGAGGCUGGAGAAACCUUGAAACACUAUGAAGUGAAAGUCUACAUUCCACCCACCAUUAACAGAGGGAAUGUCCCAGAGAUGGGUCUCUCCCCUAAGGAGAUGAAGAUCAAAAUCAACCAUAGCCUCACUGUGGAGUGUGAAGUGCAUGCCGUUCCUGCUGCUGCCAUCAGCUGGUACAAGGAUGGACAGCCCCUUAAACCAAAUGAUCGUAUCAUUAUCCAAGCCAGUGGCCAUACUCUGCAGAUUACAGAGGCUCGGGUUUCAGAUACUGGACGUUACACUUGCCUGGCAUCCAAUAUUGCUGGAGAGGAUGAAGUGGAAUUUGAUAUAAAUAUACAAGUUCCUCCUAGUUUCCAAAAGCCUUAUAGAGAAUGGGAAGCUGGUAACAUGGUAGAUAGAGGAAGAGGUGGAGAAAAUAAAGAUGUGAUUGUCAACAAUUCCCUUUCGUUGUACUGUGAGGCUGAUGCAGUUCCUCCUCCAGUUCUUACAUGGUAUAAAAAUGGCUAUCCUCUGAGCUCUAGCGAUAAAGUACUGAUAUUACCAGGAGGCCAUGUAUUACAGGUUCCACGAGUGCAGGCUGAAGAUGCUGGAAGAUACAUGUGCAUGGCAGUAAAUGAAGCUGGAGAGGAUUCCAUUCACUAUGAUGUUCAUGUGCUCUUACCCCCAUCUAUCAGUGGAGCAGAUGGUGAUGUGCCUGAAGAAGUGAAUGUACUUGAGAACAGGGUCGCAGUGAUGGACUGUGUCACAAGCGGCAGUCCUUCUCCAAGUGUCACCUGGCAGAAGGAUGGCCACCUCCUAGCAGAAAAUGACAAACAUAGCUUUUCAUCCAAUGGAAGAAGAUUGCAGAUUUUGAAUUCCCAAAUAACAGAUACUGGCAGGUAUGUCUGUGUUGUGGAAAACAUUGCUGGAAGGGCCAAGAAGUAUUUUAACCUGAAUGUUCAUGUUCCUCCAAGUGUUGUUGGUGCUAAUCCUGAGAAUUUGACUGUCGUAGUGAAUAAUCUCGUCUCUCUGACUUGUGAGGCCACUGGCAUUCCACCUCCUGAUCUCAGCUGGCUCAAGAAUGGAAAAUCUGUCAGCUUUAAUACUAACACUUUUAUUGUGCCUGGUGCUCGGACUCUGCAGAUUCCCCAAGCCAAACUGUCAGAUGAUGGUGAAUAUACUUGUAUUGCAAGAAACCAGGCUGGGGAAAGUUGGAAGAAGAGCUUCUUAACUGUCCUUGUCCCCCCAAGCAUCAAAGACCAUAGUGAAACCUCAGCGACAGUGUUCAACGUGAGAGUUGGUACCCCAGUGACAUUAGAGUGUGAAGCCAGUGCUAUCCCACCGCCAGUCAUCACCUGGUACAAGAACAGGCGUAUAAUUUCAGAGUCUGCAAAUAUGGAGAUCAUAGCAGAUGGGCAAACACUGCAAAUCAAGGGGGCUGAGAUUUCUGACACUGGCCAAUACCUGUGCAAAGCCAUAAAUAUUGCAGGGAGAGAUGAUAAAAAUUUCCGUCUUAACGUUUACGUGCCACCAAAUAUAGAAGGCUCUGAAGAAGAGUUGAUCAUAGAAACAAUCAGUAAUCCUGUUGCCUUCAUGUGUGAUGCUACUGGAAUUCCUCCACCAACACUGGUCUGGCUUAAGAAUGGGAAACCACUAGAGAAUUCAGAUCAUCUUCAAGUUCACGUUCUAUCCGGUGGAAGCAAGCUUCAGAUUGCUCGCUCUCAGCUUUUAGACAGUGGGACCUACACAUGUGUGGCCUCAAAUGUAGAGGGACAAGCUCAGAAAAGUUUUGUGCUUUCCAUUCAAGUUCCUCCUAGUAUUGUUGGUUCUGAAAUGUCUAGUGAGGUUGGUGUCCUCUUGGGAGAAGGCAUCCAGCUGGUAUGCAACGCUACUGGAGAGCCAACACCUAUUGUACAGUGGCUUAAAGAUGGAAAAACAGUUGCCAGUGACGACUUAAAAAGAAUAAGUGUAGCUCCAGAUGGCAGCACAUUAAAUAUCUUCAGAGCUCUUACUUCUGAUACAGGAAAAUACACUUGUGUGGCUACCAAUCCUGCAGGAGAAGAGGAGCAAAUUUUCAGCUUGAUUGUAUAUGUUCCUCCAACAAUAACCAACAAUAAAAGUGAACCAGAGGACCUCACUGCCCUUUUGGACACCUCCAUAAAUAUUGGAUGUUCUGCUACUGGAACACCCUCUCCACAGAUAAACUGGCUAAAGAAUGGCCUUCCUCUGUCUGUCUCCUCCCGGAUCAGGCUACUGUCAGCUGGGCAAAUCCUGAGGCUUUUCCGAGUCCAAAUAUCUGAUGCUGGUGUGUACACUUGUGUAGCAUCUAGCAGAGCUGGAGUGGACAACAAGCAUUAUAACCUUCAAAUUUUUGUACCACCAAGCCUGGAUAAUGCAAGAGGAACAGAGGAAGUGACUGUAGUAAAAGGCAGUACAGCUUCACUAAAGUGUUUUACUGAUGGCACUCCUGCCCCUGCUGUCUCUUGGUUUAAAAAUGGACAUCCAUUGAACCUUGGAGCUCACCAGACUAUAAGUAACCAAGGAAUGGUUCUUCAUUUUGUAAAAGCAGAGAUUGGUGACAUAGGCAAAUACACCUGUAUAGCAUCCAAUAAAGCAGGAGAUGUCAGCAAGCACUUUUCCCUAAAAGUGUUGGAACCACCUCAAAUCAAUGGUUCAGAUCAACUGGAAGAGCUCUCUGUGAUUGUCAACAACCCCCUUGAGCUUCUUUGCAUCUCUACUGGCAUUCCAAUCCCCAAAAUCUCAUGGAUGAAGGAUGGGCGCCUGCUUCUGCAGAAUAACAACAUUCAUGUCAUAAGAGAAGGGCUUCGAAUAACUAGUGCUCAGGUUGAGGAUGCAGGACGAUACACAUGCGUGGCAUUUAGCCCAGCAGGGGAUGAUGAUAAGGAAUAUUUAGUAAGAGUGCAUGUUCCUCCUAAUAUUUCUGGUACCAGUGGCCUGCAGAACCUCACUGUAUUGCGGAACAGGCAAGUUAUACUGGAAUGCAAGUCAGAUGCUGUACCACCUCCGACAAUCUCAUGGCUUAAAAAUGGGAAACUUCUAGAGGGAACUCCUCGAAUUCGAAUCCUAUCCAGUGGGCGAUACAUGCAAAUCAAUAAUGCUGACCUCGGUGAUACAGCAAACUAUACGUGUGUGGCAAGUAAUAUUGCAGGAAAAAUGACCAGGGAGUUCAUGCUGGCAGUACAUGAGGCUCCAACAAUCCAAAGUGGCCCUCAGACUACUGUUGUCCAUUUAAACUCAUCUGCUGUUCUGGAUUGUACUGCAAAAGGAGUACCAGCCCCCAGAAUUGCAUGGAGGAAAGAUGGGGCUGUUUUUAAUGGAAACAACACAAGAUAUUCCAUAUUAGAGGAUGGAUCUCUACAAAUCCACUCAGUACAUGUUACUGACACAGGAAGAUACAUGUGUAUGGCAACUAAUGCAGCAGGCACCGAGCACAAACAAAUUGAUCUGCAAGUCCUUGUUCCUCCAAAUAUUGCUUCUGGACAUACUAAUAUUACAGUUACUGUAAAUGUGCAGACCACUCUGCCCUGUGAAGCCACUGGAACCCCCAGGCCAGUAGUUAGCUGGAAAAAGAAUGGGCAUCUGCUUAGUCUUGACCAGAACCAGAAUACUUACAGACUUCUGUCUUCAGGUUCCUUAGUAAUCAUUUCUCCAACUUUGGAUGACACUGCUGUCUAUGAAUGCUUUGUGUCAAAUGAUGCAGGAGAAGAUCAAAGAGCAGUUGAGCUCACUGUUCAAGUUCCCCCGUCCAUAGCUGAUGAAGCCACAGAUCUCUUGGUAACAAAGCUGUCUCCAGUAGUAAUUUCCUGCACUGCCUCGGGGGUUCCUGUUCCUUCAGUUCAUUGGACCAAAAAUGGCAUAAAAUUACUUCCCAGAGGAGAUGGCUACAGAAUUCUCCCUUCAGGUGCUGUUGAAAUUCCUGCUGUUCAGUUAGCACAUGCAGGUCGGUACACCUGUGUGGCACGGAACACAGCUGGUUCUGCUCAUAAGCACACAACUCUUCACGUUCAGGAACCACCCAUUAUCCAAAUUCAGCCAGGGAUGCUGGAUGUCGUUGUGAACAAUCCCGUUCUGUUACCAUGUGAAGCAGUGGGAACACCUCAACCCAUAAUAAUGUGGCAAAAGGAGGGUAUCAAUAUAAUGUCAACAGGAAACAGUUACAUGGUUCUUCCCAAUGGCAGCUUACAGAUUACAGAAUCAGCUGUUGAAGAUGCUGGCACUUACACAUGUGUUGCUCAAAAUCCAGCCGGCACUGCUCUGGGGAAAAUCAAACUGAAAGUUCAAGUCCCUCCUGUCAUCAAGUCCCACCCGAAGAAGUAUGUUGUUCCUGUUGAUCAAUCUGUCACUCUACACUGUGAUGCCAAAGGCAACCCUGGGCCAGAGAUCAGUUGGCAUAAAGAUGGCCAGCAAGUAACGGAAUCCAUGAGAAGAAGAAUCCUUAGCACUGGGGCACUGCAGAUUGUGUUUGUGCAGCCUGGUGACACGGGCCAAUACACAUGCAUAGCUGCAAACGUGGCAGGGUCCAGGAGUUCCAGCAUGGAACUUGUUGUGCAGACUCCACCCAAGAUUCACAGUAUGGAGGCACAUUACACGGUCGUGGAGGAUUCCCGUGCUGUUCUGGCCUGUGUGGCAGAUGGAAUUCCAACACCAGUAAUAAACUGGAAGAAGGACAAUACACUGUUAGCAGAGAUAGCGGGAAAAUACAAGGCUGUGCCAGGUGGAGACCUCAUUUUGGACAACGUUGUUGUGCUAACAUUGUGUAAGAUACAGCUACCCGAGCGCUUUUUCUUUCAGCCUGAAGAUUCUGGCACUUACACCUGUACUGCUAAGAAUGUUGCUGGAGAAGACACGCAUACUGUCACCCUCGUUGUUCACGUACUCCCAGCUUUUACUGAACUGCCUGGAGAUGUAACUUUGACUAAAGGAGAACAACUUAGAUUAACUUGCAGAGCAACUGGGGUACCCGUGCCCAGAAUAUCUUGGACUUUUAACAAUAACAUAAUUCCAGCACGGUAUGAUGAUGUAAGUGGACACAGUGAACUUGUUAUUGAAAGUGUAUCUAAAGAUGACUCUGGUACCUAUGCAUGCACAGCAGAAAACACAGUUGGCUCCAUCAGAGCUAUUGGUUUUGUGUAUGUCAAAGAGCCUCCGGUCUUCAGUGGGGAUUACCAUCCUAGCCAAAUUGAGCCCUUGGGUGGUAAUGCUAUGCUGAACUGUGAAGUUAGAGGGGAUCCACCUCCAACCAUCCAGUGGAGCAAAGAAGGAGUGGGCGUUCAGAUUAGCAAGAGGAUCCGACAUCUUAGCAAUGGUUCUCUUGCUAUCUAUGGCACUGUAAACGAAGAUGCUGGUGGCUACAAGUGUGUGGCAACCAACGAUGCUGGUGUGGUGGAACGCAGUCUAACGCUCACCCUUCAAAGUCCUCCAGUCAUCACCAUUGAGCCUGCAGCAACCACUGUUGAAGCUGGUGCUACAGCAAUGCUGAACUGCCAGGCCAGUGGAGAACCCCCUCCAGCCAUCAGAUGGUCUCGCCAAGGUCAUCCACUUGUGAGCAAUGACAGGGUGACUGUCUUGUCUAAUGGCUCCCUGCAUAUUAUUGCAGCACAGAAGGAAGAUACAUCUGAGUAUGAGUGUGUAGCAAGGAAUCUAAUGGGAUCUGUUCUUGCUAGAGUUCCACUGACUGUCCAGGUGCAUGGUGGAUUUUCAGAUUGGCUUGAAUGGCAACCUUGCAGUGUAACAUGUGGUCAGGGUGUUCAGGAGCGCACUCGUCGAUGCAACAACCCCCUUCCAGCAAAUGGUGGGAGGCUAUGUGAGGGGCCUGACACAGAUGUGCGCAGCUGCCACAACAAGCCAUGUCCAGUUGAUGGCAACUGGUCCGAAUGGGGGCUUUGGGAGGAGUGUUCAAAGAGCUGUGGACAAGGGAACAGGACCAGGACCAGAACCUGCAGUAACCCACCAGCCCAGCACAAUGGGAAGCCAUGCAGUGGCAGUGCUGUGGAUUUCAUCAUGUGCAAUGUUGGGUUUUGUCCAGUGGAUGGGAAGUGGGCCCCAUGGGGCAGCUGGAGCACCUGCACUGUGUCCUGUGGUGGAGGCAACAGUCAGAGAACACGCCAAUGCUCAGACCCAGCCCCACAGUUUGGAGGUCACAGAUGUGAAGGAAAUGACAUACAAGUUGAUUUUUGCAACAGUGAUCCUUGUCCCAUUCAUGGCAGCUGGGGCCCUUGGGGCAGCUGGGGAACAUGCAGCCGCUCGUGCAACGGUGGGCAGGCGAGACGGUACCGGAGCUGUGACAGCCCUCGCCCCAGCAGCGGCGGGAGGGCCUGUGCAGGGGCUGACAUGCAGAUCCAAAGGUGUGGCACUGACCUGUGCCCCGUGAAUGGAAACUGGGGAACAUGGCAGACAUGGAGCCAGUGCUCUGCUUCUUGUGGUGGAGGAGAGCAGACCCGAACACGCCUGUGCAACAAUCCUGCCCCUCUGUAUCAUGGCCAUCCUUGUCCUGGAGACUCCUCCCAGAUAUCCAGAUGUAAUAGUCAAGCAUGUCCUGGUGGGCCUCCACGUGCCCAAGGCAGCAUCAUUGGAAACAUCAACAAUAUUGAGUUUGGAAUUGCUUUCCUGAAUGCCACAGUAACAGACAGUCCAAACUCUAAAUCUAGAGUAAUACAAGCAAAGAUUACAAGCAUCCCUAGGAGCCUUGGUCCAGCACUGAGAAAGCUUGUUUCUAUUCUGAGCCCAGUCUAUUGGACAACUGCAAAAGAAAUUGGAGAAGCAAUGAACGGGUUUACGCUCACUGACGCAAUCUUCAAGAGAGAAACCCAAGUGGAAUUUGCAACUGGAGAAGUUCUGCGAAUGACUCACAUUGCCCGGGGUUUGGAUUCAGAUGGAGCCUUACUGCUGGAUGUUAUUGUGAAUGGCUAUGUUCUGGAGCUGCAGCCACUAGCUGAUAUUAACAUGAAGGAUUACACAGAAGACUACAUUCAGAACGGCCCUGGGCAGCUGUAUGCCCAUUCCACUCGCCUCUUUGCUGUGGAUGGAGUUAGUGUUCCCUACACAUGGAACCAUACUGUUACCUAUGAUCACACUAAAGGAAAAAUGCCUUUUUUGGUGGAAACGCUCCAUGCUUCCUCUAUCACAACAGAGUACAAUCCUCUAGAAGAAACUUUGGCUUUUAAAAUCCACGCUUCCAUUUCAAAAGGAGAUCAUAGCAACCAGUGUCCUGCUGGGUUUGAGUUGGACUCAUCUGGGCCUUACUGUACAGAUGAAGAUGAAUGUGCUGUGCAAAAUCCCUGUUCCCACACCUGCCACAACGCCAUGGGAACCUACCACUGUUCCUGUCCAAACGGCCUCACCAUCGCUGCAGAUGGGAGAAUGUGCCAGGAUGUUGAUGAGUGUGCACUGGGCAAGCACAGCUGCCACGCUGACCAGGACUGCGAGAACAGUGCUGGCUCGUACCGCUGCGUGCUGCGCUGCAGGACUGGCUUCCGGAGGGCGGUGGAUGGGCUCAGCUGCCAGGAUAUUAACGAGUGUCAAGAGUCAAACUCCUGUCAUCAGCAUUGCUUCAAUACCAUAGGAAGUUUCCAUUGUGGUUGUGAUCCAGGAUACCAGCUAAAGGGCAGAAAAUGCAUAGAUAUAAAUGAAUGCAGGCAGAAUGUAUGCAGGCCUGAUCAGCUUUGUAAAAACACCCGUGGUGGCUAUAAGUGCAUUGAGCUGUGUCCAAAUGGAAUGACCAAAGCAGAAAAUGGAACUUGUAUUGACAUCAAUGAGUGUCAUGAUGGAACCCAUCAGUGUCACUACAACCAGAUCUGCGAGAACAUGCAAGGGAGUUACCGCUGUGUGUGUCCAAGAGGGUAUCGGUCACAGGGAGCUGGAAGGCCUUGUGUGGACAUUAAUGAAUGUGAACAAGUGCCUAAGCCCUGUGCAUUUUGGUGCACCAACACUCCCGGCAGCUUCAAGUGUAUCUGUCCACCUGGACAACAUUUAUUAGGUGAUGGGAAAUCAUGUGCUGGAUUGGAGAGAUUGCCACAUUCUGUUGCCUAUUACAGUAUCUAUAACUAUGCUCAGUUCUCCCCUGUGAAAGACAACUAUCAACCUCAACAGUAUUACAGGCACUCCUCAAGCUUCUACAGCUCCUUCUCAGAGUAUAGGAACAGCAGAAUACCUGUCUCCAGAACUAAAAGGAACAUUAGAGAAACUUGUCCUGAAGGCUAUGAGGCAAGAAGUGACAGAUGUGUAGACAUUGACGAAUGUGAAGCCAGAGAUACAUGCCAGCAUGAGUGCAGGAACAUCUUGGGAAGUUACCAGUGUGCUUGUCCCCCUGGUUAUCGUCUUAUGCCCAACAGCAAAACCUGCCAAGACAUUGAUGAGUGCCUUGAACAGGACACUGACUGUGGACCAAGCCGGAUGUGCUUCAACAUGAGAGGGAGCUACCAGUGCAUAGAGACACCUUGCCCACCAAACUACCAGCGGGAUCCUCUUUCUGGGUUCUGUCUCAAAAACUGCCCGGACAAUGAUUUGGAGUGUGCCCUGAGUACCUAUGCCUUGGAAUAUAAAUUUGUCUCCCUCCCCUUUGGCAUAGCUGCUGGUCAGGAUUUAAUCCGGCUGGUUGCCUAUACACAAGAUCAGGUCAUGCACCCGAGGACAACUUUCUUAAUGGCAGAUGAGGAGCCAUCAAUCCCAUUUGCCCUGCGAGAUGAGAACUUGAAAGGAGUUGUGUUCACCACCAGACAGCUGCAAGAGCCAAAGACUUACCACAUGAGAGUCAGAGCCUUGUCCUACGGUGUUGAUGGAAAUAUUGAGUAUCAGACAACUUUCAUUGUCUAUAUAGCAGUGUCAGCCUAUCCAUAUUAAACACGCAAACUACUUGAGAGCAAUCACAGUAUUUUAACCACAUUCAUACAUGCUGAUGGGUAUUACCACUUCAGACGGAUCCUACUGUCUGCCUACGGUUGUAAACCAUGUAACUUGAAAAUGGUGCUAUGCUCUUUUCUUCUUCCUUCCCUGAGGCUACUCAUACAGUCCCAUUAUUCCAAUUCUGGAGGAAAAUCUGUGGCUUUGAGGACUUGCUUCUAAUUCCUGUAUUUUUUACACCGGAGCAGUCAUUUUUCACAGCUGAACAGAGUGAAUUAUGAGCUGAUGUAAGUAUAGCCAAAAGCAGUAAGCAAGGAGCAGCUUCGGUAAAAAGCAAGUGAAGAAAUGCUAACUAGAAGAUACACUAGUUUCAAGUGGCCUGCAUAUCUUAAAGGUUCCUAAAUGUGUUACAGUUUUAGAUGUAUUAGAUUUUUUUGUAUCAAAUACCUGAUAGAAUUAGGGCUGUAUAUGUAUUACGCCACGUGCUCAGAAAAACCUAAAUGCCACUAUAAUGGUGCCAGUGCUGAAACGUGGUAGUAGUGAAGUUUCUUUUUAGCUGAAGAGUCCACCAUAGAAUGUGGAACUGGUAUGUUUGUUCUCUGUGCAAUUUUAGGGAUGUGAGUGUAGUCUGGAAGAAAAAGUAAACAACGUGGCUUCUUCUAUUUUAUAAGCAGGUAUUUUAUAACUGUUUUGUUGUUUUUUAACUGACAUUCUGGUGUAGCCAUUUAUUUAGCUCAAAACCGUGUCCAUUUCACUACUCCCAAAUCACUUAAAUUUUAUUUUUUUUUUUGCCCCAAAGUUUUCUUCCAGAAGACAUAGUAAGUUUGCUUCAAUAAUGUCAAUACACUGUACACAAGUAACUUUGCCAAGAUGUAUUCUAUUUUUAUGGAAGCGUGUAUAUGUUUUUUCUACGUUUAUUUUCUAUGCAGUAUCUCAAGAAUGUUUUACAGUUAAGUUUUCAUUAAAAGUACAUUGCCAGUGUAUUGGAAAUAAUCAAAAUAAAGGUUCCCAUUGCCUUUGA